AUGCACAGCACGCUGCUCCCGUCGUCCCCGAAGAAACACACCUUCGUGCCCGAGCACCAUGGUCCGCUCCAGGCGCUUUCACUGAGAGACAUGGAGGCGAAGCAGCACCAGAUCAAGAGCCUGAAGAGCUACCCGGAGACCGGCGGCCGGAGCCUGGCAGCAGCCGCCGCCGCCGCGGGGGGAGCCGGCUCGGCUGAGAUGGAGAUGGAGGCGAAGAUCCAGAAAGCCAUCGACUUCAAGGCGGAGGGUCACCGCUGCUACAAGGAGAAGAAAUUCCGGGAGGCGAUAGGCAAGUACCACCGGGCGCUGCUGCAGCUGAAGGGGGUGCACGUCGCCGACGGGACGACGGGCUCCGAGGUCAACCUGCUGAGCCAAGCCACCUCCAAGAUGACCGAGGAGCAGCGGAGAUCCGUGGAGAUCACCGAGAUCGAGUGCUACGACAGCCUGACAGCGUGUCUGUUGCAGUCCGAGCUGGUGAACUAUGAGAGAGUGAAGGAGUACUGUCUGAAGGUGCUGAGCCACCAGAGAGACCACUUCAAGGCCAUGUACCGAGCCGGCAUCGCCUUCUACCACCUGGGGGACUACGACUGUGCCCUACGUUACCUGCGUGACGCCAAGAACCGCGAACCAUCAGACACCAACGUGCUCCGGUACAUCCAGCUGACGGAGAUGAAGAUGAUCAAGAGCGGACAGCGGGAUCGAGAGAUGGGCAAAGAGACCCAGGGCUAA
This is a messenger RNA of Pleuronectes platessa (European plaice), 729 nucleotides long. RefSeq names its product tetratricopeptide repeat domain 9B (gene ttc9b). Gene Ontology annotation, molecular function: protein binding. The transcript is spliced from 3 exons. Bases 1 to 729 code for a protein of 242 amino acids. Lineage: Eukaryota; Metazoa; Chordata; Actinopteri; Pleuronectiformes; Pleuronectidae. The record is from RefSeq and is a predicted model, not a curated record.